Messenger RNA from Blastocystis hominis, 754 nucleotides. RefSeq lists its product as hypothetical. The record is from RefSeq and is a predicted model, not a curated record. The transcript is spliced from 3 exons. NCBI's taxonomy places the organism in Eukaryota, Bigyra, Opalinata, Blastocystidae. Bases 1 to 750 code for a protein of 249 amino acids.
AUGAAGCGCACGUUGGAAGAAUUGGAGAAAGACGGAUUGAGCGAAGAGGCAACUUGCAACUUACUCAACGUUUUAGAAGAGUUGCUGGAAAGUUUAGAUAAUGCUCGUGAUUUCCAGAAUCUAAAUGGCUAUCAAAAGAUAAUCGACUUGCUUAACCGUUCUCCGAGCAAUGAGGUGAAGCAGACCUGUUGCUCUCUACUGGGAACAGCAGCGCAGAAUCAGCCUGUGGUUCAGAAAGUUUUGGUUGAUUCCAAAGUGAUUCCCCAAUUGAUGGAGUUCGUAAGUACCACUACGGAUAUGAAACUAAAAGCGAAAGCGCUGAGAAGCGUGAGCUCUAUCAUUACUGGAUACGAAGAUGCUGAGAAGGUGUUUUUGUUCAAUAAUGGACUCAACCUCAUCAAAAGCAUCAUCGAGUCAGAUGACAACUCUUCUUCAGUGAAGCAGCGAGCUCUGUACUUGCUGUUGAAUUUGUGUUAUCGUCAAGUCAUGUUCCUGAGAAAGUUUUUAUCGAAGGAGCUGAUCACUCUUUUGGCUCAGAACUAUUUGGUUAGCGACGAUAUCGAUCUCAAGGAAACGUCUCUGCGGAUCGUUGACUUCGUUCUGUCGCUGGAUCGAAGAUCUUUUGAGAUUGCUGAUGUUCGGGAAGUCUUGAAAACAGCUUUGCCGUCGCUGAAUUCGUAUUGUAGCUUGCCAGAUACUCCUGAAGAAAUAAAGAAUCUCGUAAAACAUAUUGAAACGAUUGUAGCUUAAUAGU